Messenger RNA from Epinephelus lanceolatus (giant grouper), 1940 nucleotides. RefSeq names its product GTPase IMAP family member 8-like. Gene Ontology annotation, molecular function: GTP binding. Lineage: Eukaryota; Metazoa; Chordata; Actinopteri; Perciformes; Serranidae. The record is from RefSeq and is a predicted model, not a curated record.
GAGAAACCUGUCUGCCGGCUGUUCUCCGCUGCUCAGCUAAAAUGAAGUCUAACAGACAACCUUCAUCACGUCCUGCAAAGUCAACCAUCGCUCUAUUCGGAAAAAAGGUUCCACUAAAGAACAGCAUAGGAAAGACGAUCCUCACCAACAGGCCUAAUGCUUUUGCCACAACAUCAAACAGCUUUGUCAUGGAAACAAAUGACUCAUUCAAAAUCAUCAACGUCCCUGACUUCUUUGAUGAAGAAUGUCAGCACCCGGACCAGCUGAUCAUUGACUUCAUGGCACUUUCUCAUCCUGGCCCUGAUCUGUUCAUACUGGCAAUAGACUCAGAAAACACCAAAGAGGAUAAAGUCGUGGCUCAGAUCAAAAACCUUAAAGCUACCUUUGGAGACAAUAUCACAGCAAACUUGGUCAUUAUGUUACCAGAUGCCAAAAGUUUAAAUUCACUUCAUCAGCUGGAGCAAAAGUUCAACACCCAGCUGGCAGUCGCCAGUGAAAAUCUGGCCAGUGAAUGUAAGAAGUGGUGUUCGGAUCGUAAGUCAUUCCAGUAUAACUACGAAAACUACAGUGAAGAUGUUGUGUUGAGAAGAAUGACAGCGUUAGAGAACAUAAGUUUUGAUGGCCAUCCUGUGUAUCACCCUGGGACAGCAGGUGACAGUGCCUGUGAAGACUCGGACAACAUAUUCAACAUUGUUCUGUUGGGACUGACCGGGACCGGAAAGAGUGCAUCCGCAAACACCAUCCUGGCUGCUGGCCAAACCAGGGGGGAUCCAAUACAGCUAUUCAAAUCUGUGCCAAGCCCCAUGAUGGUUACGACCCAGUGUGAGGUCAGAAUAGUGGAGAAACCAUUCGAGAGGAAGGUGAGACUGGUCGACACUCCAGACUUCUUUCACGACCAGCUCAGAAACCCCCAGGCACAGGUAGACGAGUGUAAGAAGUACUGUAAGCCAGGGCAAUGCGUGAUGUUACUCGUGUUACAGCUGGGCCGCUUCACGCAUCUUGAGAGAGGAAUAUUAGAAAAGCUGGAGAAGAAGCUCGGCUGGGAGAUCAGGGAGAGCACUAUCGUCCUGCUGACGCACGGAGACGACCUGAAAGGAAGUCUGGAGAAGUUCAUUAACGCACAUGAUCGCCUCAAGAGUGUUGCUGAACUGUGCGGUGAUCGUUAUCAUCUAUUUAACAACAACUCCAAGAACACAAAGCAGGUCACAGAGCUCAUCAAGAAGAUUCCAGAUUACAAAGAUCUUUUCCCGAAGUUUGCAAAAAAACAAAGCAGAAGCUGCUGUAUAUUAUAGCUCGAUCAGUGUGAACCACAAAGUGCUUCAAAAGAGUCUCCUCAGAUUAGCGUAGCAUUGUAGCAUCGUCUGACUGAUGAUCAGCAGUUUAAAAAAUCAAUGCAGAACCAGAGACACUGGCUUUUUUAUUUCACCUUUUUAUUCUUUUUGUCAAACCUGAUGCCUACAUAACCCACAAUGCAUCCUGGCUGCCAAUAGUGUGACAGGGUCAUUUGUAUAAAUACGACUGACCUGUGAGCAGACACAAAUGUGAAAAAUGUGAAAACUAUUUUAACAUAAUCAUUACACUGUUUUUUUUUUAUUCAGAGUACUGUCAUUUUGUUACUUUAGUAUUUUUAUUAUUAAGUAUUUUUUGCAUUACAUAUACCAAUCAUUGGGGUAAGACUAGCUGCAUUUCAACCAAAAACGUUUUAGUAAUGUACAUAACCCAUAUGGACUUUUACCUAGACCCUAAAUUGGUUUAGCAUUUCCUCUGCAGACAGUACUCUUACAUAUGGGCGAGGUUGUUAUUUCUUCUUCACUGGUGACACAAAGGAAUGUCUGCACUAGAGCUGCCCCCCCCACUAAGACUUUUCCUAGUUCACCAACAGUCCUCAUCAGGGUCCAUCAGUGGACUAGUCUCCUGCAUGUUUCUGAUAUGAAUGUAAU